AUGGGUACAACAGCAACUAGUCAGUUGAUUAUUGACAGUCCGAUUGACACGUAUAGUGAAGAAGAAACAAAACAACGUCUUGCUGAAUUAGCUGGGAGUAUUUAUUUGGAUCCUAAGCGAGUUAUUAUUGAAUCAGUAAAAGCUGACAUUCCAGUAACAUAUGAACAGCGAGUUAUUAUUCAAUAUCUACAACCACCAGCUCUUCCACCACCAGGACCGAUCGUUAUUGAAGAAGUACGUCCACCACAACCACCACCACCUGAACCGCUUGUCAUACGCCAGCAUGAACCACGUGUUUCUACGCCACCUCCACUAAUUUUACGUGAACGACCACCAAAGCCACCGCUACAUGGUUGCAGUGAAAAAUAUAUUCGUGAAUUACCUCCUAUACCUGUUCCACCACGAUCGGUUCGCAUCGAAAUUGUUGUUUGUUUGUGCUACUUAGGUGAAAUUAAAAUUGAACGAUGGCUACCCUAUGGACCUCAACCUGAACGCGAAAUAUUUAUUAAGCGCGCUCCUCCUGCUAUAGAAUAUCCCAAACCAACUCAUACUGUUGUUAAUUAUAAAGAUGUUGAUAAACGUAUAGUCCGAAAAUUUGAAAAUCUUGGUGUUAUUCGAGAAAAUCCUUAUGAUUAUAAAGUUCGUUAUGGAACAUCACUUUUAGAUUCUGAAAUACUUGCUCAUGAAGCUGUUAAAGCUGGUGUUAAUGAAGAUAUAUCAUCUUCGGCAGUAACACCUUUAAUAAAUACAAAUACAUACGGAAAUACUGUUCAUUUUCAUCAGUCUUACGGAAGAAUCAAUCAAGGUUGUUCAUCAUCAAGUGGAAAUAGCUAUAAAGGAAUUCAAGUACUUGCUGCUACAAAAACUAUUAAUGUUGGUGAAACAAGUCAUUCAUCAUCAUCAUCGAAACAUAUUGGUUAUAGUUCUUCAGUUGACAGUGGUUGUAGAACGCAAUCUGAAGUUUAUGUCGGUAAUGCUAGUGCUAGCAAUACCAAUACUAAAUAUUAUGAGAAAUUAAAUCAAAAGGAAUGUGAAGCAUAUGUUUAA
Messenger RNA from Rotaria sp. Silwood2, 1047 nucleotides. The record is from the annotation of a GenBank genome assembly. Lineage: Eukaryota; Metazoa; Rotifera; Eurotatoria; Philodinida; Philodinidae.